This is a messenger RNA of Scomber scombrus (Atlantic mackerel), 2106 nucleotides long. It is a transcript of the gene pm20d1.2, whose product is annotated as peptidase M20 domain containing 1, tandem duplicate 2. Bases 46 to 1614 code for a protein of 522 amino acids. Gene Ontology annotation, biological process: amino acid metabolic process. Gene Ontology annotation, molecular function: hydrolase activity, acting on carbon-nitrogen (but not peptide) bonds, in linear amides; metallocarboxypeptidase activity. The record is from RefSeq and is a predicted model, not a curated record. The transcript is spliced from 13 exons. NCBI's taxonomy places the organism in Eukaryota, Metazoa, Chordata, Actinopteri, Scombriformes, Scombridae.
GCCACAGUGACCGAGUUCCGCUGUCACAACAGAUAAUACAACAACAUGACUGACUCAGGUCCAAAGAUCAAACUAUUCAAGUUUUUAAAGAUUAUUAUUUGCAGCCUACUCAUUACAGUGCUGGUGUUAGGCACUAUAGCGUCUAUCAGGACUGUUUCACUGGACGUAAAUGUCGGACUUCAGCUGGCACACUGGGAAAAGACCAAUAACAUCUCUCUUGUGAUAGACCAGCAGCAGAGAGAGGGGCUACUUGCUAAUUUUAAAGAGGCUGUACGGAUCCCCACUGUGUCAUUCAGCGGGACGGACAUCAACACCACCGCUCUGCUUCAAUUUGACAAGUUCCUACGAAAAGCCUUCCCAACAGUUUUCUCCUCAAGCUUGGUUCAUCAUGAAUUGGUGGCAAACUACAGUCAUCUGUUUUGGGUGCCGGGGUCACAGCCUGACCUGGUGCCAUACAUGCUGUUGGCCCAUAUUGAUGUAGUACCUGCCUCAGAGGCGGAUGGCUGGGAGGCCCCACCAUUUUCUGCCAAGGAGAUAGAUGGCUUCAUCUAUGGUAGAGGGACCAUAGAUGACAAGGGCGCUCUGAUGGGAAUCCUUCAGGCCUUGGAGUACUUGCUGAUUAAAGGCUAUACACCACGCAGAGGAUUUUACAUUGGCCUUGGUCAUGAUGAAGAGGUCGGUGGUUAUAAGGGGGCACUGAACAUAGUAAGCCUUUUGAAGCAGCGUGGUGUGCGACUGUCAUUUGUCAUGGAUGAGGGCCUAGCAGUGCUAGAUGGAGUCAUCUCUGGUCUUGAAGGACCUGCUGCCCUUAUCGGAAUAAGUGAAAAGGGCGCAGCUACUGUAAAGCUGAGUGUGUCAAUGCUCCCUGGUCACUCCUCCAUGCCUCCCAGAGAGACCAGCAUUGGGAUCUUGGCUGCAGCAGUUAAAAGACUAGAGGAGAACCCCAUGCCGAGGUUAUUUGGUCAUGGACCUGAACGUGGAACCUUUGAACACUUGGCCCAUAAGUUCAGGCUCCCAAUGAAGUUCAUAAUGUCGAAUUUGUGGCUGUUUUCCCCACUCCUUGGCAGGGUACUGGAGAGAAAAUCAGACACUAAUGCGUUUGUAAGGACAACCACAGCAGUCACCAUGUUUAAUGCAGGAGUUAAGGUGAAUGUCAUCCCUUCCCUUGCUGAAGCUUAUGUUAAUCUAAGAAUCCACUCUGCACAGUCAUUAAAAGAGGUGCUGGACCUGAUCGAGUCUACAGUAGGGGACCACCGUGUGAAAAUAGAGUUUAUUGACGGGUUCGAUCCUCUCCCUGUCAGUUCCUUUGAUGAAAUGUCUUUUGGCUUCCAGAUCAUUAAGAAAACUGUGUUGGACAUGUUUCCGACCAUUACGGUCGCUCCAGGUAUCUGUAUUGGGAACACUGACAGUCGACACUUCAAAGACCUGACCAAUGAUAUUUAUCGCUUUGCCCCUAUCUGGUUUAAACCAGGUGAUGCUCAGAGAUUCCAUGGGAUCAAUGAAAGAAUUUCCAAAAAGAACUAUGAGGAGCUUGUACAAUUUUUCUUCAGUCUGAUUCAAAACUGUGACAUACAGAAGCUCCCUGACCCUCAUAGCUCUGUCCAUGAACUCUAAGAAAUGGAUAGUACUGGUAACAAGCCUAACAAAUGCAAUACAAAAGUCUGAAUUAUUGCAAGAGCACCAAACAAAACCACAACUUGACUUACUCCUUUGUUACUAAAUUUCAUAAACAAAAUAAGACAAUUCCUUGUCUUAUAAUGCCAGAUACAAUUUUCCACUGGCCUGUAAUCUUAGUUUAAACAAUGGAAUCUUUUUGGUCUCUUGUCGAGCUUAUUUGCAUUUGUUAUAACAAUUUUGUGGUCACUGCUGUGAUGAUUUAACUUAAAACCAAGAUUGUAUAAGUUGAUCAAUAUUUUCUGGGCUGCUAAUAAUACUGAAUAAUAAUAAUAAUAAUAAUACUUAAAAUGAUGAUGCACAUACAAUUUUAAUGAAAUAACUGUGUAAAUAUUUUUGGCUACUCACAACAAUCCAGUACAUUAGUUUAUCUUUUAAAGACUUCUGUAUCACUGAUGACAGAUUGAAAUAAAUCCUUUUUUGUACAAGUGA